This is a messenger RNA of Chilo suppressalis (striped riceborer), 2346 nucleotides long. The record is from the annotation of a GenBank genome assembly. Lineage: Eukaryota; Metazoa; Arthropoda; Insecta; Lepidoptera; Crambidae.
UGGAACGCAGCCAAGGAGAUCAAAAUCAUUGCAUUGAUUCCACCCACCAGCAUUCUUUUCACAUUUAUUUGUUUUUGCAAACGGUGUGAUUGAUUGAAUUUAUUGAUAAUUCAAGAUGAAUGAAGAAGAUAUUGAAAUUUUAAGUACAAGUCAAGUUUUACAAGAAGUAGAAAAUGUUGUAAGAAGAUUUAACACAAAGAAUGAUGCCAUAUUCACUUUUCCAACAUUGACCAAAAAUAACAAGUUAGUAGUAUGGACAGCGAUAUUCCAACACUUACAAAGAAAAGAAUUUGAAUCAAUUCAUAAUAUUUGUCUAUCAGCUGCAAGGAUAUUGAGCCGUGAUAAAUGUGACUUAGAUCAACUUUUCUGUGAGAAAUGGAUUAAUAUUUUGGUGGAAAAAGCUGGUCUAUAUAAUUAUGUUGACUUUGAAGAUAUUUCAGAACAGUCAAAAGAUUUGCUAAAAAAAGAAAUAGCACUCGAAGCACUCAAGUGUCUAUGCAACUCCACAUUUAAUAGUGAAGUUGCCAGGAGUUUGUGCGCUCACACUAGUGUUGCCCAAGCGUUGAUUGGAAGACUUCGAGUUUACAAAGAUGUUCCUUACAAAGAUGAAAUAAUGCUUUAUGAUAUGAAACUGCUUUUCAUCCUGACUGCAUUCAGACCUGAUAUAAAGAAGAAAGUAAAUUGUGAGCUCCAUGGUAUGGAUUAUUUAAUAAGUUGUCUCAAUGAAUUGUUGAAAGAAGCUAUGUUAGUCACUGAUGAUACAUCCGAAGCAGAAAAUGGAAACUUGUUUAAAGGAAGAAAUCAUCCUUUUCUUCAGGAUAAUCAACAAGCUAUAGCAUGUGAAAUUCUUAAAGUGCAGUUCAAUUUGAUUAUGAGCCCAGAACAAUUGGGUGAUUGUGACGAGGCUAUGUAUUUAAAACUCAUGCCCGUCUUAAGCACUUUGCUAUGUGCCUCUACUACCAAUGAAACAAAGUUAAUGGACUUGCGUAGCAAUGUUGGUAACUUACUUACUAGUGUUCCAUCAAAGUUUUACAAAGAAUUGACUCCAAUCCUGGGUAAAGAUGAAGAAUGCCUGUAUGAGUAUGAUGGCAGGACUAUGGAUGCUUUGCAAGCUUUAGUGGAGCUGUUGAAUUAUCGACUUUCUGCGCUAUCUACGACUGAGCGACAGUUUGACGAACUUUCUCCGAUUAUGUCUGUGAUGUUGAAAAGCGUACGCGCAUGUCAUACGCAUAGGAAGUAUCUGCGUCAAGUCGUGCUACCACCGCUUCGGGACGUUUCUUCACCGCCAGAGAAAGGAGACACCUUACGCAACAUGCUUUGCAGACUGCUUACAACGCCUGUUACUAAUGUCCGAGAUUUAGUUGCAGAGUUUAUAUUUAUACUUUGCAAGGAAAAAGUGGGGCGAAUGGUGAAGUACACGGGUUUCGGGAACGCGGCGGGCCACUUGGCCCAGAAAGGUCUGCUGGGCGGGGGUCGCGGAGCCGACUACUCGUCCAGUAGCGACGACUCCGACACCGAAGAGUACCGCGACGCUCAGCCCCACAUCGACCCGGUGGUGGGCUGCACGCGACCCCCGAGACCCAACCCGCUGGAAGGAAUGACCGAAGAACAGAAAGAAUAUGAGGCGAUGAAGCUCGUGAACUUGUUCGACAAGAUGGUCUCCUCCGGCGUAGUGAAGCCGGCCCGCGUGGGCGCCGACGGGCGACCAGAGCCAGUGGAACACGUGCUGCAGCUACGUGACGCUCCCACCAGGCCGCAGUCGUAAGACCCUCAAACUAACGCCUAUGUUUAGACACACAAAAACGUUGAGUCUUACACGUGUUGAAAGAAAGAAAAAGAUUUUUUUGGCUAUCAUACACUUUUAAAAAAACAACAUUAAGAGCUGCUUGCAGUAAAUAUUCUAAAUCUCGAAUCAAAUAAAACUAAGUCCAUGCAAUAGUGUCCAAUUUGACAUUGAAGAUUUGACAUUUAUCUAUGGGUUAUAUAUAGUUUUACUUGAUUCGAGAUUUAGAAAAUUUGCUGCAAAUGGACCCCCAGACAUUUAGAAGACAUAAGAAUACUAAGAGAUGGCCAAUCAGAACCCUGUCUCAGCUUGAUGCUGUUAUAGUGGGAAAAUAUAAUAUUGGCAUUCGGGUGCGGUACCCGUCUGUAAGCGGAGGGCUUCACGAGGUAGAGGCAUAGAUGUAUAAGAAUAGAGUAGGGGAGAUAUAGACUACUACAAGCGGAAGUGUCUCUCUUCCACUUGUAGAAAAUGAGAAAGAGAAAGAAGAUGAGAGACCGCUAGCUUUCUCUCUCUAAUCGCGCAUGCGCAUUGGCAACCAUAAGCAUCUUACUAUUUCGAUGUGA